ACAAUUAAAAAGUAAAAAUGCAAUAAACUUUUGACAGGACCAAGUGCAUUAAAUUUUGAUUUUUCUAACCUAUUUAUUUUAAUGAUUUGGUGCUAUUUUAGGUACAUAAACAUUAGUUUAUAGCGAAGAACACAACAAUUACCACAAUGAGCUUCCUAUUCGGCAGUCGGUCGAACAAGACGUUCAAGCCGAAGAAGAACAUCCCCGAGGGCACGCACCAGUACGACCUGAUGCGGCACGCGGCGGCCACGCUGGGCUCCGGCAACCUGCGCCUCGCCGUCAUGCUGCCCGAGGGCGAGGACCUCAACGAGUGGGUCGCCGUCAACACGGUAGACUUCUUCAACCAGAUCAACAUGUUAUACGGCACAAUCACAGAGUUCUGUACGGAAGACACCUGUGCGGUGAUGUCUGCGGGGCCCAAGUACGAGUACCACUGGGCCGACGGGCAGACGGUGAAGAAGCCCAUCAAGUGCUCCGCGCCCAAGUACAUUGACUACCUGAUGACCUGGGCGCAGGACCAGCUGGACGAUGAGACACUGUUCCCCUCGAAAAUUGGCGUCCCGUUCCCCAAGAACUUCCUGUCCAUGGCGAAGACGAUCCUGAAGCGGCUGUUCCGCGUGUACGCGCACAUCUACCACCAGCACUUCCCGCAGGUGGUGCAGCUCGGCGAGGAGGCGCAUCUUAAUACCUCCUUCAAGCACUUCAUCUUCUUUGUGCAGGAGUUCAACCUGAUCGAGCGGCGGGAGCUGGCGCCGCUGCAGGAGCUGAUAGAGAAGCUGACGGCCAAGGACGCGCGAUAGUGGCGCCCCCACGACACCAGGCCGCGGCCACGACGCCGGCGGGCGGAGCGGCGGACACAGACUAAACACUAGUAUUAUUUACUCUGUGGAGUCGGAGAUUUGUAAGUAAUUCUCCGCCAUAGAAUAAGUAAUACUCCGCCCGCUGGCGUCGUGGACGCGGCGAAACUCACUCACAGCGACACUAAUACUCCCCUCUCUUUCUAACGGCGAUUAUGUUGCCAGGUUACUUCAGUAAUCAUAAAUAUGAAUUUAAAAUCAUUUUCUUAUACAUUACAUCCAUCCUGACGUCCCUCAGCAGGGAUAGGGCUUUUUCAUAUAUUUUUAUUUAUUAUAAAUAUGUAAGUACUAAGUUCCACUCAUGAGAGAAAACUACGUGAACUUGUACAUUUAUUUUCCUUUUUAUAUUGAUUUGCGAGUGGCGAUUUAACAACCUGGCAACCCUACAUGACUGUGUGCCUAGCUUUAACCCCCUUGGCCGACCGAAUUUAUUUUUGUAGCGGUUAUUUUUGAAAAGGAGAUUGAAAACCCCAUUGUAAUAUUAUAGAACAGUUGCUAAUAGUUAUGUAUUAGUUAAUUAAUACAUCACUAUUGUCUAGUGUCCUAAACUUCAAACUGCUUUUUCUACAACUAACAAUAUUUAAAGCCUAUUGCAAUAAUUCUAUCUACUGAUGACUAUGAUUUUGUCACCUAAAAAAUAACUGCUAAUCGUCGAGAGAUAGA
This is a messenger RNA of Plutella xylostella (diamondback moth), 1520 nucleotides long. RefSeq names its product MOB kinase activator-like 1 (gene mats). NCBI's taxonomy places the organism in Eukaryota, Metazoa, Arthropoda, Insecta, Lepidoptera, Plutellidae. The record is from RefSeq and is a predicted model, not a curated record.